AUGUACAGCGUGGUAGCGCAUCAGAACUACGGCCGGGAACGGCGGGACAACCGGCAACAGUCGCAACAGCACCAGCACGACCAUCAUCACCACCACGGCCAUCACCACAACCAGAACCAUCAUCACGCGCAGCAAACGGGUGGCGCAAGUUCCGACGGUGGUGGAGGUGGCGGCGUAGGAGCCAGCGGGGGCCCUUGCGGUGACGGUUCGUCGCGGCAACAAGCUCAACAACACCACCAUCACCCGGACGGCAGGAGACGGUCGCAGAGGCACCGGAAUCUGUCCAUCACCGGACGUUUCCUAAACUAUAUCAAGCGCAGGUUCAACCCAGCACAAGGUAAACCAAAACACUAUUAUUUUGUCCUUAAUAUACAGGUGGUCGUUGUGGUUGCGUGGGACGUGCACGUUAUAUAUUAA
This is a messenger RNA of Macrosiphum euphorbiae (potato aphid), 417 nucleotides long. Lineage: Eukaryota; Metazoa; Arthropoda; Insecta; Hemiptera; Aphididae. The record is from the annotation of a GenBank genome assembly.